This is a messenger RNA of Monodelphis domestica (gray short-tailed opossum), 5671 nucleotides long. RefSeq names its product phosphoinositide-3-kinase regulatory subunit 5 (gene PIK3R5). Lineage: Eukaryota; Metazoa; Chordata; Mammalia; Didelphimorphia; Didelphidae. The record is from RefSeq and is a predicted model, not a curated record. Gene Ontology annotation, cellular component: phosphatidylinositol 3-kinase complex, class IB. Gene Ontology annotation, molecular function: 1-phosphatidylinositol-3-kinase regulator activity. Gene Ontology annotation, biological process: G protein-coupled receptor signaling pathway; positive regulation of MAP kinase activity.
AGCUGGGUGUGGCUGGAAGGUCUGGCCCCGCGCUAGAUGCCCCCGCCCCAUGAAAUUCAGACCCAGUCCACGGCAGUUGCUGUAGGACCCAUCCGGCAUCAGUUGAGGGGAUUUGGAGCUAUGUUUGGGAUCGGACAGCAGCUGCAUAGAACGAGCCAGGAGGCACCCCACCUAUAGGAUGGGCAAGGUGCCGGACCGGGGCAGCAGAAUUGAGAAACUACAGUCCAAGAAAGUUAAAUGACUUUCUGAUGGUGACAUAGGAGGUAACAUAAUUAUAUGACUUCCUCCAGUGCUACUGAGCAGCAAUUGAGCAGAAGACAAGAAGGCACAUGACAAAGGAGUAAUCCAGGGCAAUGAAUCAGAAUGCAAUCAAUGGCCACAACAUGCACAGAGGACAGGAUCCAGCAUGCCUUAGAACGCUGUUUACAUGGCCUCAGUGUCAGCCGGGGUACUACCACCUGGACAGCUGGGCUGUGUCUAAACUGCUGGAGCCUGCAAGAGCUAGUCAGUAGGGACCCAGACAACUUUCUUAUCCUCCUGGAGCAGAUCUUACAGAAAACCACAGAGGUACAAGAGAAAUGCAGCUAUGAUCUUCUGGCUCCCCUGGCUCUGCUUUUCUACUCUACUGUUCUUUGUACUCCACAUUUCCCACCAGAUUCAGAUCUCCUUCUGAAGGCAGCUAGAACCUACCACAGAUUUCUGACCUGGCCCAUUCCUUACUGUAGCAUCUGUCAGGAGCUUCUCACCUUCAUUGAUGCUGAACUCAAGGUGCCAGGCAUCAACUACCAACGACUAGUGAGGGCAGAACAGGGACUCUCCAUCAGAAGCCACCGAAAUUCCACUGUCACUGUACUACUUUUGAACCCUCUGGAGGUACAGGCUGAGUUCUUAUCUGUGGCCAACAAGAUGAGUUUCCCAGAACCUUCUCCUCGUAGCACCUAUGUCACAUUGCUGCAACAUGUUUACCAGGCCACCUUUGGGGUAUGCUGUGACCUGGCCCGCCUACACCUCAUGCUUCAGUCUAAGACGGUGACAGAACUGGAGGCCAUCUUUGAGGAGACUACAGAGGCUCAGGAACUAGCCUCUGCCAUCAGAGACCCUUUGGAGGCCCGACAGUGGCUGAAAGCCAAGUUAAAAGCUGUAGGAGAGAGAGCUGGCUUCCCCUAUAUCUCAGAGACAGCCCAGUCCUGUAAGCUGUAUACCAUCCCCAUCCCAGUAGCCAGAUGCUACACCUGUAGUUGGAAUCAGGACAGCUUUGACAUCCUAAAUGAGAUCUUGCUUAAAGAACGAGAAUUGUUCCAGCCAGAGACCCUCGAGGAUGAAGAAGAGGAGGAAGACUUGGAAGCAGAUGGAUGCUUUGCUGAGAGGGACUCCCUGUUCUCUACUUCUUCUAUGGCAUUCAGAGACUUGACCAGGUCAACAGCCUCACUCCCAGCCUCUGUCCCUGGCUUCUCGAGUCAUCUGUUAACCUCCUUUGUCUCAGGCCUCUCAGACUGCAUGGACAGUGGCUACAUGGAAGAUAGUGAUGAGAGUUCCCCUGAUCGGCCAAGGAAGGCAGAAAGCCAGGAAGAACAAGAAUCCCAAAGGCCUAGGAGAAAGCUCAACAGAAUUUAUAAACUCUUAAAGAGCAAGAGCCACCUGGUGCUUCGGAGAGACUCUCAAAGCCCUGUGAAAGGGGCUAGCUCAGUUGAGCUCCCUCUUCGGCGGACAGGGAGUCUGUGCAGCCCUCUGAACAUCCCUUCACCACCAUCUUCCUGUUCCCAACGUUCCCAUUCCCUUCCCCAGCAUAUGCUGGAAAGCCAGCUUUCAAGCUGGCUCCAUCCCACUGCCACACAUCAUCGACAUCGGAGGCCCUUCCUUAGUGGCGAUGAAGAUUCCAAGGCCUCUACACUUCGUGUUGUUGUCUUUGGCUCAGACCGGAUCUCGGGGAAGGUUGCCCGUGCUUACAGCAAUCUCCGGAAGCUAGAAAGCAAUUGCCCACUCCUGACACGGUACUUCAAGCUUCAAUUCUUCUAUGUCCCAGUAAAACGAAGUUAUCAGCCUAUAUCUGGUACCUCUUCUGCUCCUUCAAACCAGUCACACCUCAUGUCCACAGAAUCCCUAAGGCAUCUGACUCCAAUGGACAUUACCCUGUCCUCAUGGGAGGACAGCACCAAUGACAUUUCCCAUUACCUUGGAAUGCUGGAUCCCUGGUAUGAGCGCAAUGUGCUAGGACUGAUGCACCUGCCCACUGAUGUCUUGUGCCAGCAGACUUUGAAGACUGAGACUGGGCCACUGGAGAGUGCCCAGGAGCAGCUGCCCAUCCUGGCAGACAUGCUACUCUAUUACUGCCGUUUUGCCACAAGACCAGUCCUUCUGCAAGUCUAUCAGACAGAGUUAACCUUCAUCAGUGGAGAGAAGAUGACAGAAAUUUUUAUCCACUCCCUGGAGCUGGGCCACUCUGCAGCUGUCCGUGCUAUCAAAGCUUCUGGUCCAGGCAGUAAACGGCUGGGUAUUGAUGGAGACCGAGAAGCCAUCCCACUUACACUACAAAUUAUCUACAGCAAGGGGGCUAUUAGUGGACGGAGCCGCUGGAACAAUUUGGAGAAAGUGUGCACCUCUGUCAAUCUUAAUAAAGCCUGCCGGAAGUUGGAGGAGCUAGAUUCUAACAUUGAAGCACUGACCCUGACCCUGACUGAAGUGGUGAAGAGACAGAACUCUAAGUCCAAGAAGAGUUAUAACCAGAUCAGCACAUCACAGAUUAAAGUGGACAAGAUACAGAUUAUUGGUUCCAACAACUGCUCCUUUGCUGUUUGUCUCGAUCAGGAUGAACGAAAAAUCCUUCAGAGUGUGGUCAGGUGUGAAGUUUCUCCAUGCUACAAAUCUGAGAACAACAGCCUUUGUCCACAGCCUCAGAGACUUUCCUUCUUGCCACCUCAAAACUCACCUGACCUCUGCUCCUUUUUGUGUUUGCCCAUCAUGACCUUCAGUGGAGCUCUGCCCUAACACAGCAAUCUCUGGAUCUCCAUCUGGAUCUGAUACAUCACAGACAUAUGGACCCUACCUCCCAAACCCAAGCCCUCCUGAUCCAGAGUACCAGAGCUGGCUAUUGAGGUUCUCCCUACAUAGGAUGAAAUUCACUAUCAAUUAGCCCGUUUCCAGGACCCUGAUGAUGUUUUUGAUUUUUCCCUCAGCAGGAAAAGGACAGAAACCUUUAGCCCCAUAGGAAGAGGUUGACUUCUGCUCAUAUUAGUAUACUUUAUAUGGAAGGGGGAAGAGAAGGGCAUAAAGGGGGUAAGGAAAACAUAGAUUAAGUCCAUCUUCCCUUCUGACUAUGUAGAUGAAGUGGCUUUAGGCAAGGCAAUUACCCUCUCUCUGAGCCUUAGUUAUUUCAUCUAUAAAAAGGAGAACACCUUACCCAUCCCUAAAGCUAGGCACCUGGAAUUUAUAAUCUUACUUUAAGAUCUAUGAUUCAUCUAAGAGUCCAGCUGUUCUUCAGUUAUGUGCCUUGGCUGUUUUGUGGCCUUGGUUCUCUCUUCUUUCAUUCCAGACUGUGGGUUGCGAGGUUGGGAAGAGAAUGGAGAACAAAUAGGGGAUGAUUAUUUUCCAGAAGACCAUUCAGACCCCAUUCCACUGCCUUUUUAGCCCUUUAUUCUCUGUAGAGAUGCAUGUCAAUGUUCUAUGAUACCCCCUAGCAUUAUGUUAAGGGUUGGAGGCAAUGUAAGAUAUAUGAGAAGUUUACAUUUUAGUUGGAAAGACAAGAUAAUACAUAUGGCACACUUUAUGUGCAACAGUAGAUUAAUAAUAUGGUUAAACAUAUCUAGGAAUAUAGUAAAGAAUUAAUGGUACCUCUGUUUAACUAUAAACAACCCACUCUAGAGGGGAGUUUGGUCUAAGGCAGCUCCAUCUUGGCCUGAUCCAAGAGGAUUUAUUAAAAAGCAACAAAAAAAAAGAUUUUGUUAUACUAAAACCUCACCUGUAUCAAGUUCUAUGGUUCCAAGACUUUGUAUUUAGGUUCAAUUGUACCAUACCACCCUUUAUGUACAAAGAAUGUACCUAAUGUACAACAUUAUAUAUGCUCCUUUCCCUAGUCCUCUUGGUAGAGAGUAGACUCCAAACUAUGAUGUGUAGCCAGGAAAAGAGAAAUAUUUAAAGGAAUAUAAUGUGAAAGAAAGACAGAAGGACUGGACUUAUUAUGUUUGACUACAGAAGACAAGACUAGGAAUAAUGAAUGGGUAGAAGUUGUUGAGAAACCAAUUUUAACAUGAUAUGAGAAAACAUUUCCUAACAUAACUCCAUAUGCAAGAGUUACUUAAUAAUAUUUAUUGCAUUUCAUUGUACAUGUAGUAGAAACAUGACAUAGUGGAUAGAGUCUGAGAGGCCUACAUUCAAGUCCUACCUUUGAUAUAUCCUGAUAAUGGAACCCUUAGUAAAUCACUAACUUCUUAGUGCCCUGAGGCAAUCCUCUAAAAUUCUUAAGUUGCAGGACAGUUGUCAAUAUUCUGUGGUUGAGGGAAUUUCCACUGGAGGAGUUCCGUAUUCUAAAGAGGUCGCAGGUCCAAUUAAAAAAAAAAAAGCUAUCCAGAAAUAAAGUGUACAUCCUGAGGGACUUAAUACAUGUAUGCAGACAAUAUAACCAUUUAUUUGUCAGAGAUGAUGUUGAAGAAAUUCCUUCCUUGAUAAGGGUUUUGUUUGAAGACAUCUAACUUCCCUUUUACCUCUGAGGUUCUAUAACCAAUGAAAUUUAAAAUGAAAAGUCCAUACCUUAAUUGAAGAUGUACAUUUUGAAAUGUAAAUCUUGAAAUCUAGAUUUUAAGUUGGGAUAGCAAGGCAAGAGUAGGGAGGAUAACCAAGAACCAGAUUUUAUCUCUAACUCGAGUAAUUUUUAUGACUAUUUAAUUCAAUUACUCUUUAUUAAAGUGCCAAAAACUGUUCUGAUGCUGGAAAUAGAAAUGUAGUAUGAAUAUAGCACCUAAUAUCUUCAGUCUACACCCUUCUCUCUCUGGGCUGUCCCAUUCACCCAGUUUACAAUCUUUCUGGACAGGUCUGGCACUCCUAGAGAAAUAAUUACUGUUGUAACUCAUUUUCUCAGGGAUCUAGAGGUUACCUUGGUUGGAAGAAUACAGUUCUACUGUACACAAAAGCUGCUGAACCCCUACCAUUGUGCUUCCCAUUUAACAAAGCAGCUGGUUUUUACUCCUUUAACUCAACCAGAAAUUUUUAUUAAACACAAAGUGAAGCAAGAAUUAUAUAACAUUCUACUGAGGAACACACUCUCUUAUGGAUGCAUGUGGUAUCCAUUUCAUGGAUGCUACUGUGAUGAGCACAAACUUAAGAGAACCACAGCAAAUAGGUACAGGUGUAGGGAAUGGUCUGGAGCAACUCACAACUCUGGAGUUUAGACUUGUCUCUCUUGGGAACAACAACAGUUCACUGAUGGGUGGGGCCAUUUGUCUUCACUGCUUCCCUUGAGCUAAUCUUUUUCUGGGUUUCCAAGGUAGUGUUAUGUUCUUUCUACAAAAGCAAAUACCUUGAGCAGGGGUCCUCAGAGCUUCUUCAUGUCUUCUUCUUUGACUGGACUUUGAGGAGUUUCCAUCUGUCAGGGUCAGUAAAGGAAAAAGCAAAAGCAAAAACUUUCUUCCUCCAUUUAGUUCUUCCACUCAGUAAAUAAAUGAAUCAAUGAAUUAUUGAA